AUGGGUCUGAACAACUUUGCAAUCACGGCAGCCGUAGUUACCGGUGUUGCCGCCGUCGGAUACCUCGUGUACUUUGACCAGAAGAGGCACAACGACCCCGCCUUCAGGAGGAAGCUGAGGAAACAGAGGAAGGCUGCAGAGCAAGCAAAGAGGGCCAAUGCUCACUCGGCGCCGAAGGCACCAAAAGAACAAAGCUUUGCAAGCAUGGGAGGGGGUUUGAACUUGGACGAGCCCAUUCCAUCGGACCCCCAAGAGCGGGGAGAGUUCUUCGUGAAGCACCUGCAGAUGGGUGAAGCUCUUGUGCAAAGAGGCCCACAAAUGCACGUUGCGGCAGCAAAAUGCCUUUUCCGCGCGCUCCAAGCCUACGGCGAGCCCAUGAACCUCCUAAUGGUCCUCCAACAAACCGUGCCUGAACCCGUCAUGAGCCUGAUCAUGGAGAUGUAUGCCGCGGAAAUCAAGAAAACGCAAGCUGAAUACUUCCAAAACUACCCCGACCCGAAAGAAAACGUCCAAAUUAAGGAAGUCACCAUGUCCACCACCGAGUCCGGAAAGAAAAUCAUCAGGCGAGGUCUCACAGUGACCAAGGACGUGAAAUCCGGCGAGGAGAUCUUCCGUGUACAGCCGAUCGUAUCACAUUGCGAGCUCGACGACCACUGCGCCCACUGCACCCUCCCCCUCCCGCCCACCCCCACCGCCUGCCCCAAAUGCGCCACCGCCCGCUACUGCACCCCCACCUGCCUCUCCACCGCUCACGACGAGUACCACGGCUUCCUCUGCCCCGGCGACGAUACAACGGGUCCGGCCGCACAGGAGUUCUUGGAGUAUUGCAGGGAGAGGAAUGUAGUUGUGCCGGUUCUGGUUGCCAAAUUUUUGAGCAGGAUGGUGUUUGAGGAGCAGGUUAAGCCGCAGAGGGACCCUGAAGCGACGAGGGCGAAGUAUACCGCUUGGGAUCACUUGGAACGCCUCUUCGAUCUGAAACUCAAACCGUCCGACGCCGAGACAAAGGAAGUCGAACUCCUGCAAAAGAUCAUCGCGCCCAAAACCCCCGGUUUCGACGAAUUCCUCACCCCGGAACGCUACACCGUCAUCAAAUCCAAACUCGCCUACAACGCCUACUCCAUCCACACCCCCUCCGUUCCCUCGCUCACCACCCCUCUCGUGCCCGCAGAACACCUCCGCACAUCCCACCCGCCCACAACCCGCACCGGCACCGGCCUCUACCAAACCCCGGCAUUCAUCUCCCACUCCUGCGCACCCAACGCGGAACUCGUGUUCCCCGGUGCGGACCGUGAGGCGGCGCUGGUGGCGCUGAGGGAUGUGCGAGUGGGUGAGGAGGUGUUUGUGAGCUGGAUUGAGGCCGGGGAGGAGAGGACGGGUGAGAGGAGGAAGGGGUUGAAGAAAUAUGUGAGUAUCCCGUUUGUGGGUGUUCGGAGAGGGGGGCCCGACUGGUGA
Messenger RNA from Fimicolochytrium jonesii, 1452 nucleotides. Its product is annotated as MAS20 protein import receptor-domain-containing protein. The coding region runs from base 1 to 1452 and encodes 483 amino acids. Gene Ontology annotation, cellular component: mitochondrial outer membrane; mitochondrial outer membrane translocase complex. Gene Ontology annotation, biological process: protein import into mitochondrial matrix; tRNA import into mitochondrion; protein targeting. The transcript has 8 exons. NCBI's taxonomy places the organism in Eukaryota, Fungi, Chytridiomycota, Chytridiomycetes, Spizellomycetales, Powellomycetaceae. Gene Ontology annotation, molecular function: transmembrane protein transporter activity; protein binding. The record is from RefSeq and is a predicted model, not a curated record.